Rhincodon typus (whale shark) is the source of this 7567-nucleotide messenger RNA. It is a transcript of the gene sik2a, whose product is annotated as salt-inducible kinase 2a. Gene Ontology annotation, cellular component: cytoplasm. Lineage: Eukaryota; Metazoa; Chordata; Chondrichthyes; Orectolobiformes; Rhincodontidae. The coding region runs from base 383 to 3106 and encodes 907 amino acids. The transcript is spliced from 15 exons. The record is from RefSeq and is a predicted model, not a curated record. Gene Ontology annotation, biological process: intracellular signal transduction; microtubule cytoskeleton organization; protein phosphorylation. Gene Ontology annotation, molecular function: tau-protein kinase activity; protein serine/threonine kinase activity; ATP binding.
CACACAUUAGUCCGGAGUUUUUUACGUCAAUAUGCGUCAGCCAGGGUAGUAAUGAUUCCUCUUGCAACGACCGGGACCUUGGAACCUUAUUUCCCUUUUGUUGCCUCUUAGAUCGGGGUUGAGACUAUCCAGUUUCCCGCCCUCCACCCACCAUUUUUUGAAUUUUUCUUCCUUUACCCCCCCCCCCAACACACACCUUCCCCUUAAAGUAUCCGCAUACCACUUCAUAGAUCCUGUUUUGUUUUCAAAAUUAAUAUAUUUUUUUCCCCUUCCCCUCCUUCUCAACACACACACAUGAGAGAAACUAACUUUGGUGUGUUUGUUGUUGUGGGUGCAGUGUUGUAUAUAUGAGUGCAGUAGCUGUUUUAUACCGGCUCCCAGCAUGGUAAUGGCGGAUUGCCCGAGUCAGCUGCAUCGGGCGCCUGUGCGGGUGGGUUUCUACGAUAUCGAGCGCACUUUAGGCAAAGGGAAUUUCGCCGUCGUCAAACUGGCGAGACACCGCAUCACCAAAACUGAGGUUGCAAUAAAAAUCAUCGACAAGUCUCAACUGGAUGCUGUGAACUUGGAGAAGAUCUACAGAGAAGUACAGAUCAUGAAGCUUCUGGAUCAUCCACACAUCAUCAAACUCUAUCAGGUGAUGGAGACCAAAAACAUGCUGUAUCUUGUGACUGAGUACGCUAAGAAUGGAGAGAUUUUUGAUUAUCUGGCAAACCACGGCCGGCUGAGUGAGCUGGAGGCCAGGCGCAAGUUCUGGCAGAUCUUGUCGGCAGUGGAAUAUUGCCACAACCGCAAAAUCGUCCAUCGGGAUCUGAAAGCUGAGAACCUUCUGUUAGACAGCAAUAUGAAUAUUAAAAUAGCGGAUUUUGGGUUUGGUAAUUUCUACAAACCCGGAGAACCCUUGGCCACGUGGUGCGGCAGCCCACCGUACGCAGCUCCAGAGGUUUUUGAAGGACAGCAGUAUGAGGGACCACAACUGGACAUCUGGAGUCUCGGUGUGGUCCUCUAUGUGUUGGUUUGUGGAGCUUUACCAUUUGACGGUCCAACGCUCCCCAUCCUGAGGCAGAGGGUUCUGGAAGGCAGGUUUAGAAUUCCAUACUUCAUGUCAGAAGACUGUGAACACCUUAUUCGACGUAUGCUGGUCUUAGACCCUUCUAAAAGACUUACAGUUGCCCAGAUAAAGGAGCACAAGUGGAUGCUGACCGAGGUGCCAGUACAGCGACCAAUUGUAUAUCCUCAAGCGACUGAGACUGAAUCAGCCAUGGGAGAAUACAAUGAGCAAGUUCUACGACUGAUGCACAGCCUAGGGAUUGACCAGCAGAAAACCAUUGAGUCUCUACAGAACAAGAGUUAUAACCAUUUUGCUGCUAUUUAUUAUCUAUUGGUGGAGAGGCUCAAGUCUCACAGAAGCAGUUUCCCUGUAGACCAGAGACUUGAUGCGCGUCAGCGACGACCAAGCACAAUUGCUGAACAAAGUGUUGCCAAGGCAAAUCCUGUCAUGCCCCAGGUGAACCUGCUGCCUCAGAACAUCAGGCUGUUGAGGUCCCCUCUCCUGCCACAAUCUGCUGCUGUGGACACAUUCUCCUUUCUGCAGACUGGAUGCCAGCCGGAAUUAGCCUUCAUGGAGGAAGAUGUCAACACUCCCAAGGUAAAUGGUUGUCUUCUGGACCCUUUGCCUCCAGUAAUGGCAAGAAAAGGAUGUCCACCAUCUCCUAGCAACAUGAUGGAGACGUCCAUCGAUGAGGGGAUAGAGACUGAAGAUGACUCGGAAGAGGACCCCGCCCAGGUGUACGCAUCAUUUCAGGCAAUGCGCUGUGGCCAGAGGCGGCACACUCUGGCUGAAGUGACCAACCAGCCAAUGGCAAUGCCAAGCACAGGGAAACUGUUCACUGUAGGCAAUAAUCCAUCCUUGGGGAGCGUCGAUGCAGAAUACGACAUGGGAUUGAUGCACAGUGAGCUCAAUAUUCUCGAGGACACGCCAUGCCCGAAAGAUGUUGUACUUGUCAACCAACCAGCAGCACGAAUGACUCCACCACUGAUUGGCAUCAGGCCAACAAACCCAGCGAUGGAGGCACUGACCUCCCAGAAACGCGAGGUGCAUAACCGGUCACCAGUCAGCUUCCGGGAAGGCCGAAGGGCUUCUGAUACAUCUUUAACACAAGGUAUUGUAGCCUUUCGCCAGCAUCUUCAGAAUUUGGCCAGGACCAAAGGGAUCCUGGAGCUCAACAAGGUCCAGAUGUUGUAUGAACAGCUGGGAUCAGAUGAGGAUCCUGAUGGGUCACCAGCACCACAUUUACAGAGUCUCCUCACCAGCCACCAUCAGGAUGAAGCAUCUCAUCAGCAAGAAAAUGUAGCAUUAUUCCCGAAUGGAGUUCAUCCACACGUUUUGUCGCGGCGCCAGAGCCUGGAAACACACUAUUUGCAACACCGAUUGCCGAACCCAAGCUUAUUGAACAAAGCACAAAACAGCUGCCCACUGUAUUGCAAGGAAACCCCCAGGAGUCUGGAGCAGCAACUCCAAGAACACAGGUUACAGCAGAAACGGCUGAUUCUCCACAAACAGUCGCAGCUCCAGGCUUACUUUAACCAGAUGCACAUUGCAGAGGGUUCGUACCCACAGCGAGCCCAGCAGAUGCCCUUACCUCAUCCUGAAGCCCAGCAGCAGCAGCAGUUCAGCAUGGCCCAACCUCUGAGCCCAGUGCCGGAGCCCUCCGAACAGAUGCAGUGCGAACCCUUCCUCAGCCAGCACUACAAGCUUCAACUCUCACUGCAACAAACGGCAUCAGGCCAGCAGCCCACCCCGCCUCCACUUCAGUCCCAAGCUCGCCUUGAGCCACCGCAGCAACAAAUCCUUCAGUACCCCUACCAGGCCUGUGAGAUUGUGGGAGCCAACCCUCCAGAACCCAGCUACCCCGAACACUGUCCAUACACUCUGGGCCAAACCCCGCAGGCUGCCUUGACCUUGUCUGAAAGCCAGGCAUGCGGUGCUACUUCUGAUUCACCAACCACCUACAAGAACAUCACCAUCCCUGAGCUACCAGGGCUUUUUGACUGUGAGAUGAUGGAGACGGUUGAUACCCAACACGGAGGUUAUGUCCUCGUGAACUGACUUCAGUCUUUUUAGUUUUCUUUUCAGUGUUAUUUCACCGAGAAAGAAGGGAUGAAGAGAACAGGGGUAAUAAAGAGGAAGUCAGUUUAGUUUGUAUAUUCAAGAAAACACUAAAGUUGAUGAUCUUUCCUCCUUAAAGCAUUAAGCGGAGAGAAUAAAAAUCAACAGUGUAGAAUUGGCUUGGGCCGGUUCUCAAUUGUUGAUGUAGCUGUGCUGUGGUCCUGUUGGCCCUCAUGUAUGGGUGCUGAGAAGAAUGAAAGAGGCAGGAGAGGCGACUCUUAAAGGAGCAAACGCACUUUCCCAAGGAUGGUACCAACUAACCAGACCAGACAAUAAGCACAUAACACUAAAUAGGAAGGAGACAGAAGCAGAAUAAAGUGUAAUGUUUCUGACAACACAGCAAUAUGUCAACAGAGGGGGAGAAAAAAAAUACUGGAGUUGUUGAAGAGCUUUGAAAUUCCUGAGAAUGGUAUUACCAUCCAAGUUAAAGAUCCUCAUUAAUUUACUGAACAUCCACUCACCUCCCACAAAUCCUGGCCAUUGCCAUCAGCUUGAACUGCCUGGGGAAUGUAACGCUUUCAAGUGGAGGCAGUCCCCUCAAAGGGAGAAAAGCUCAUCUCCCUCUGAAGUCUGGCCAUUGUUUUCACUAAGUUGGAUGUUCACAAUGCCUGACACUUACAUUUCACACCAGAGGAUGAUCCUGGGUUGCAUUUAGCACUAGGAAGGACGUAAUGUGGAAAUAUAGAAGAAAAUUUUUAAAAAGUGCCUCCUACGGGGGCAUUUUAGCUGUGCACACCUCUGGGCUCUGGAGGUGGUGAUUAAUGUGUUAGUAGUUGUUUCAGUGUUUGCUUUUCAAGGAAUAACUCAUUGUAACUUUGAAUUUCAGAUAUGAGUUGCUGGUUGUUUAUUAAAAGCUUUGUACACUUUACCUAGGGUUUUAGAAGUUAUACAAGAAAUAAGCUUUUGAAACAAAAACCGUUGUGUGAAGUGUGAUAGUGCUGUGCCUUUUUGCUUCUUCUUAAUUUAAGAAAAACAAACACAUUUCUGGAAAACAAUUUGGAAAAAACAAUGCCCCAUUUAUACUCACAAGUUAACCAAAGUCACUUCAUAGUAAGUACUUCUGGUUCCACUAUGUGGAACCCAGGCCAAUGUUUUACUCUGUGUUCCUUUUUAAGUCAAUCUAUAUGUAAAGAGUAAAAAGCAAUAUUUAUUAAAUAUUUUCAAAUGACAUUUGUACCAUACAUGUACCAUGAUUGAUGUUUUGCGCACUGUCAGAAUAAUUUGACCUUCUCUUUUCCUUGUUGAAAUAUGAUAUUGUCAGGGAUUGAUGGUGAAGUGCUGAUUUGACUAGAUUGGAUGGCUAGCCCAGGCAGCCCUAUGAUUACGCUUGUGGAAAGGAAAUUCUGGAUUCUACAGCCCCUCAAGGCUGCCAGUCCAUGGUGUUGGAUCAGUACUUCACCACGAAGAUUUAGCAAUGUUGAAAUUACCAUGUAGAAGAUUGUACCUCAGCAUUUACCCCGACACCCAUUGUUAAAUGGCUCAGCAAGCAGAAGGUUUGGCAAGCACACAAGGAGUUGUGCCUCCAAUACAAAUCACGCGGCAUACGCUGUGUUUGUGUUUUGUUUGUGAUGCUGUAGUGAGUCAGGUGGUCAAGAGCCACAACAACAAUGCCAACUUUGCCAAGUUGCAGCUUCACCACAAAGCAGGAACAUUGCCAGGAUUCAGAUUAGUUGCUCUUUUUUUUAAAAAAAGUGUUGGAACACACCCAAAGGCAUCGUCCCACUUUUGCUGCCUUUCUCUUUGCUGUUGCUGUGUUUCUCUUGUUCCAUUUUCAUUUCUGUUUGCAUCUCUAUGUAGGAUGGCAGGUCAACGACACACAGUCUGUCUCAUCCACGAUGCCCAACACUAAUGUGUUUCCAUUGGCAAUGAUCACCCAAAAGGUGAAUUGUGCAAAAUUUUGGUCUUCCAUCUCUCAGUUAUCCCACUACUCCCCCAUUCCCACAUGGUCAUAUUUCAUAUGCUUUGAAAACCCUGCAGGCCAAAGUUUCCUUUGUGGUGGGGGAGAAUGUAUCUUUCUGACCUCCUUUUAGAAUGCUCCCUGCCCUUUCUCAACUAGACAUCAGGUACACCGACUCUUCCAUGGCUUAUACCAAUUUAUGCCGAAUAGAGUGUGCAAGUCAUGUUGACCGAUGACAUUCUCCCUCUUUAAACAAGGACUUCUCCUCAGUGUUCAACCUCAGGAUGGACCUGCUGAGACCAAUGAAACAGCCAGCCUCCAUUUCCCCAACCACACAGCACUGGCAGUUACAAGUGUUCAAAUCCUACCUAUGUAUUCAAGAAAAUUACAGUUCAUUGAAUUUAAGCACUGUUCUUCACAUUAGUUUUGAUUUUCAUGUGUUUUUUUGUUUGCAAAGAAAAUUUGAAUCUUGAAAUUCUGCUAAGCAAUACUAGCACCUGAACCCCUAAUAUGUUUGAAUGUCUCUGUUUAAAGCAGAGACAACACAUUAAAACAAUGGAUGGAGGAAACGCAUUUGAUAUGAAUAUGUCAGUUUCUAGGCCUUAACAAAGCAUUCCCUUCCCUGGCUACUAUCCAGCCAAUACUUUGAGAUCAGGAAACUCCACUGGUGCAACAAGAAUUAUUCCACAAUGCCUUUAAUAGUAUCGUUUUCUUCCCCUGAAAUAUGAUUACUUUCCUGCGGUCGGUCGCGGACCUUUGAUCGAGCAGUUAGAAGCAGGAUUUUAGCCCCUGCUGUCACUGCUUGGAGGCUGGCUUUCAGUUCAUCAGGAUCCACUCUGAGACAACCUCUAAGAAUGAGAGCCUCUGAGUUCUCUCUACCUCGGUGUAAAUCCAUAGGCUGUCCCCUAUUACACUUUAGCACUGUUUCAUCGGUGUAUACAAGAAAGGCUCUCAUGUUCAAAAUUCAAAACUGACGUGAAGGUACACAUGUAGUCUCUACAUGUGUAAUCUCAUGUUGCAAUUUCUUUUGGUGAAUGUGGGAAGGUCACCAAAUCUCACAUUGACAGGUUAAUCCCUGAGCAAGUCUCACUCAAUACCAGUGUAAUGGGUAGCAGCUAGCCUGAAAUCCUGGAUUGGAAGGGUCCAGCUACUGCUCAGGCUAAUGAAAGUGGAGAUCGAGGCUUUGAUCAUUGGGUCCUGUAUGGUUUAAUGCUGUAAUGCCUUUGCCCACUAGGUUAACGCAGAAGUUUGUCUAUGGUCUUUCUGUUUCUCAUUUAAGGAACUGAAAUAAAAGUAACUAUACUCCAGUGUGUGUGGGCUGGCUUUGGCUAUCAGACUCUGCUCUUUUUCAGAAUGAUAAAACAGUAAUGGAGGUGAAGAGCAAGGGAUUUCAGUACAAGAGAAAAUGAGGCAGGUCAAUUAAUUGUUAGCAAUGCAAUUCUAAACAAAAAGGAAAUUGAAAGGCGUUCUGAAGAAGGGUCACUGGACACUGAAACAUUAACUCUGCUUUUUCUCCACAGAUGCUGCCAGGCUUGCUGGGUUUUCCCAGCAAUUUCUGUUUUUGUGGCAAUGCAAUUCUGUCUUUAUCUGUACCCAAGAUAUUUAGUUUUCCCACUCCUCUGCUUGUGUCUGCCAAAUAACCAAAGGGAUGUUGGUACAUCAGGAAGGUGCAUUUCAAGACCAGAAUGAACCUAUCCAUAAACUCAUCCACAAUCCAAUGUCUUUUACUUUCUCACCUAUUAACAGCAGUGAGAUGACACAAGCUCAGUGUAAUAAUCUUGUAGUGACUUUGAUUUCACUUCCAUUCUCCAUUUUGUAAAAACGCAAAGAAGUCUUCUGUCCAGUUUCUGAAUUUGAUGUAUAAAAAUGUGUAUUUUUACCUUUAUAAUCUUUUAAUACAAUUAUGUACUUUGAAGAGACUUUGGUGCAACGUAUAAGGGGUAAAUGUAUACACAAAGAUAAGUGCAAUACGUGUGGUACAUAGGAUGCAUUCUGUUAAAUAGUUGAUGCUUCAGAAAUGCACUAGUUCUAUAUGCUCUUGAUGUAUGUAAAAGCUGCUUUUUUUUACAAUUUGGUAAUUAAACAAUAGUGUUUUGUUUCUACAACAAAGAAAUGUAAUACACAUUACGGACCUUGUGAAGAAAAUUGCGCGCUAUGGUUACAGAACUGUGUAUUAUAAUUGUGUGAUGCUGCCUUUUUUUGUCAAUGUUACUCGAAAGGAGAGAAUCGGCAGUCUUCAGUACCUCAAGAGCAAGUUUUCGUACGAUGUUGAAAUAAUGAGAAUGACAUUUUUUUUGAAUUACUCAGCAGACCUCUGUCCCAGACCGCUGGAGAAGUUGCUGCUGAGAUUGUGGCAGUUUGAUAAGCAAUCUUUGUACUGUUAACCAAAGGAUAAUUUAAAUAGGUAAUUUACUUCAAGGAUCUAACUGAAUACAGUUCAUGUACUGGUCCAAACCCCAGUUUGAUUGAAUCAAGAAUAAAGGCUGUAGUGUUUUGAGCAAUAA